GCUUUGUCAAUUUCAUUUGACUUCGUAAACGAUCCAAAAGACCCAAAACCACGUCUGCAUUACAUAGUUUACCCUAUACUAUCGGGAAACAUCGUUUGCCCUAUACUAUGCAAUGUCAAGAACGUCAACAACAAACUGUCAGGUGCUCAGACACAGACUUUGUUGUUUAUUUACGUUUCUACAAGUUUAACUCAAAAACUAUGGAUUUACCAGCAAAUGAACCCAGAACGUGGCAAGAUCUUAGCUUGGACAAAUUGCAAAUCAUGUUCGGUAAAAGAAUCUCUCCGCGACGACUCGCUUGUGUUGACACGAAAUAUGAGUUGUUCAAAUAUCUGUGGAAAGAAUGUCAAAUCAAAGAUUCCGAUCUGGAUAAGUACAAAUUGAACAAUCGCGAUGAGAUCAGCACACAUGACGAUGCAUUUUCGAGAUAUUUAUUCCAAUCUACAAACGGAAGCUUUACAGGCUUCAACGAGUAUGCGAGACUAAGAUUAGCUGACAGAAUUGAUUCAAUGCCACAGGGAAAUCAUAUUAAUCCAUCCUCGGAUGAACGAUUCGCGGAUAAAAAGUUCCAAAUAAUCGACCUCAUACGGACCGAAAUUGGAAACAAAUUGUGGGAAUUCGGAAGACACUUGCGUGUUAAGCAAGGCCGCCUGGACGCCAUCGAUAGAGAACAGACCGAAGUUGCCCGAAAAGUUGAUAAAAUCUUCGAAGAAUUUGAGAAGGAAUCUUGUAAUGAAGUCACAUACGUCAACAAAAUUAGCACCGCACUGAUCAACACUCGACGAAAGGAUUUAGCACGUAAAGUUUAUGAAAUUAUGGAACGAUGAAUUUUGGAAUAAAAUUGUUUUCAUUGAG
Messenger RNA from Bradysia coprophila, 855 nucleotides. RefSeq lists its product as uncharacterized. The record is from RefSeq and is a predicted model, not a curated record. Lineage: Eukaryota; Metazoa; Arthropoda; Insecta; Diptera; Sciaridae.